Molecule: messenger RNA, 711 nt
Organism: Musa acuminata AAA Group (dessert banana)
Lineage: Eukaryota; Viridiplantae; Streptophyta; Magnoliopsida; Zingiberales; Musaceae
Product: protein SCO1 homolog 1, mitochondrial-like
Exons: 5
Coding region: 1-402 (133 amino acids)
Biological process (GO): mitochondrial respiratory chain complex IV assembly
Source: RefSeq, a predicted model, not a curated record
AUGAAGAACUUGAAACAAGAUGGGAUUUCAAGCUUUUUUUGGCUCACUAAUUCUUGGAAGAUAUACUCAGAAGCAAAGGCAGGGCUGGAAGUCGUACCUGUUUUCAUAAUGGUUGAUCCUGAGAGAGAUAAUGUUGAACAAGUAUGUGAAUGUGUGAAAGAAUUUCACCCAGACUUAAUAGGCUUGACUGGUACAGCAGAUGAGAUUAGACCAGUUGCUCAUGCUUUUCGAGUCUAUUACAUGAAGAUGGAGCAGGAGGGUUCUGACUACCUUGUCGACCACUCUAUUGUUAUGUGCUUGAUGAACCCAAACAUGGAGCUUGUCAAAUUUUUUGGCAAGAAUUAUGAUGCUGAUGCACUUGCAGAAGGUGUGGUCAAAGAGAUCAAAGCAUGCACAUGGUAGAUACAAAGGCAUUCUUUUUCCACAUGCCAAGUGGGCAUGUCGAUUUUGCUAUCCAAAACUCAACUUAUUUGUGAAUUAAUCAUUAAUGCAUUCAUUCAUGUGUUAGGCAUCAUAGUUCUACGGCAACCAUGUUUCUCGGUGUGAUUUUGAGUUGGUAAUAAGCUGUAGGACUGUACAAAAGUAUUGUUUCAUAAGCAUCCUCUUCUAACUCAUACAGAGAGUUCGACCUCACAUGCAUAAGAGUAUUCCCAUCAUGUAUGUAUCUUGGUUAUUUAAUAGUUAGAGGAUCUAUUGAUCAGCUUGACAAAA